GUUGAUGGGCGGGGGAGGACGGACGAGAGCGGAGAUAAACCCACUCUAAAAGCACUAGGGGAGGGGAGAAAAACAAGGAGAACCCUCGGUCAGUCUUUGCUCGGCUUUGUUUUAAUUUCGCCACCGUAUUAAAUAGAGGGAGGCCAACUCAGGAUGAACGGCGAGUCAGGUGCCGGGGUGGUGACGGCCCCCCCUCCCACCACCGUCCCACACAAGGAGCGGUACUUCGACCGGGUGGAUGAGAGCAGCCCCGAGUACCAGAGGGAGAGAAACAUGGCGCCGGACCUGCGGCAGGACUUCAAUAUGAUGGAGCAGAGGAAGAGGGUCUCCAUGAUCCUUCAGAGCCCCGCGUUUUGUGAAGAGCUGGAGACGAUGAUCCAGGAUCAGCUGAAGAAGGGGAAGACGCCCACCAGUCUGUUGGCCUUGCAGCAGAUCGCAGACUUCAUGACCACCAGCAUGCCUUCCAUGUACCCAGCUGCACCACAAGGAGGCAUGGCAGCACUCAACAUGAGUUUGGGAAUGGUGACGCCAGUCAACGAUCUGCGAGGCUCGGAUUCCAUUUCCUACGACAAGGGCGAGAAGCUUCUCCGCUGCAAACUGGCUGCUUUCUACCGGCUCGCUGACUUGUUCGGAUGGUCUGAGCUCAUCUAUAACCACCUCACAAUCAGAGUGAACUCAGACCAGGAACGCUUCCUCAUCGUUCCCUUUGGGCUCCUUUACAGUGAGGUCACCGCCUCAAGUUUGGUAAAGAUAGAUCUUCAAGGUGAGAUCGUAGACCGAGGAAGCACCAACCUGGGGGUCAAUCAGGCUGGCUUCAUGCUCCACUCCGCCAUCUAUGCUGCACGGCCCGAUGUCAAGUGUAUUGUACAUAUACACACAGCGGCAGGUGCAGCGGUGUCGGCCAUGAAAUGUGGGCUGCUGCCUAUCUCACCCGAAGCUCUGUCCCUCGGGGAAGUGAGCUAUCAUGAUUACCACGGCAUACUGGUGGAUGACGAAGAAAGAGGGAUCAUACAGAAGAACCUUGGGCCGAAGAGCAAGGUUCUCAUCCUCAGGAAUCAUGGCUUGGUGUCAAUUGGAGAAACAGUGGAGGAGGCUUUCUAUUACAUCCACAACCUGGUGACCGCCUGUGAAAUCCAGGUGCGAACACUGGCCAGCGCUGGAGGGCCCGACAAUCUGGUAAUGCUGGACCCUGCAAAGUAUAAAUCAAGGCCACGCGUCCCUGAGCCAGCAGGCGACGGGUCGACAACACACCCCAAGUGGCAAAUCGGGGAGCAGGAGUUUGAGGCUCUCAUGAGAAUGCUCGACAAUUUGGGCUACAGGACGGGCUAUCCUUACCGCUGCCCGGCUCUGCGAGACAAAGGUAAAAAGUACAGUGACACGGAGCUCGCUUCCUCCGCCCACGGCGGUUACUCCUAUGGGGAGGACAGCGACUCAGGCGCUCGCUCCCCGCUGAAACACAGCUUCCAGCGCGGCCAGCGCGACAAGACCCGCUGGGUCAAUGCCGGCAGCCGGCUCGACGAGCCCUGCGAGGACGGGCCCGACGGCACCAGCCCCAAGUCGAAGCCUAAGUGGACUAAAGAAGAAAGCCUUCGCCAGGCUGGAGUAGCCAAUCAAUUUAUCCCACUGAACACCGACCCAAAGGAAGUUCUGGAAAUGAGGAAUAAGAUCCGGGAGCAGAACCUGCAGGACAUAAAGACUGCAGGACCCCAGUCUCAGGUUCUGUGUGCUGGCAAUGUGGUGGAACGGACCUUUAACCAGAGAUUGUCGUUCUUGCAGGAUGCCCCUCUGUCUGACUGUACAGACACUAUUGAUGGCCUUGAUGUGUCCGAGGGGUCCUAUAGUCCUGCUAAAACAAUUAGAAAGGGUGAGCUGGUGACCGCAUCCAAGGCCAUUAUUGAGAAGGAGUACCAACCCAAGGUCAUUAUGAGCAAGACUGGUCCGAACCCCUUCAAUAAGCUGACCGACCAGGAGCUGGAAGAAUACUGCCGGGAAGUGGAGCAGAAACAGAAAGGAGGUGAAGUGCAACAACAGAAGAACAGUAUUAAAGGAUCAAUCUCCAGCGCGCCCGAACCAGAGCCAGAAGCUGCACCGUCUGGUCAAACCACGUUGUCCACUUCUCUUCAUCCAACUGAUUCGUCCAGCUUGGAGGAAGCCCAGCCUCCAGCUUCUUCUCGGGGGCCUCCUGCCCCCCAGCCUGAUCGCGGCGGUGCCGAUUCUGCAGCGACGGUAGCAGGUGAUGCGCGCUCAGCAGGAGACGAGGUGUUGUCGACUCCUGAUUCCCCACACAAGGAGUUCCACAGCGCCGUGGUGCGAGCCCUCGUCAAGAGCCCGCCGGCUGUGGAAGCGGCAGAGGGAGGUCGGGCCGCAGAUCCAGAGCAACAAGUAGAGGCUGAGGACGACGACAAAGACCCGAGACCCACAUCCACACCACCGAGUACUCCCGUCAGAGCAGAAGAAGGCGUGUCCUUUACCAGGUACAGCAGUGCUUUGAGUGAAGCUUUCCAACCAAACUGGCUGCUGUCGGUUUAGCUUGAAACCUGGUUGUUGAAGGCUGGCUGUUUGCUCAUCGGUCUCCAGUUUCUGUCUGUCUGUGGUGUUUGACCUUUUCGCUGUUCCGACUGACUCGAGUUGUUACAUGAAGACGCUGCUAAAAGCUCUCUAUGGUCUCGUUUCACACUGGUCUCUCUCUUUCGCAUGGGCUAUAUACUAAAAAAAGAAUAACGUUGUUGUUGUCUGGCAGCUUUUGGGACUGUUGCGGAUGCUGUUUGUUGUUUUCAAGCUGACUUCUGACGUCUGUCUUUGAAGUAUUUUUUGAAUGGGGCUAUGGAUGGAUUGACAGAAAAAAUGUUUUUCAUGAAAUUUCCUGAAAUCUUUUAUACAGACAAUCUCAUCUACAAAUCGGGCUGCUCAGUAUGGAAAAAAAUAUUUUAAUCAGUAGUGACAUCAUCUAUUUAAAAUUAGGUCUUGUUGAAUUUGAUUACAAAAAAGUAUAUUGCACUUGAAGAACAGUGAAAUGACAUUUCCCCUGAUUCCCUCUUGUCGAUGUUUACCUGACAAUGUUUAUUCAAAUAUAGAAUAUAUA
Poecilia latipinna (sailfin molly) is the source of this 3082-nucleotide messenger RNA. RefSeq names its product adducin 1 (alpha) (gene add1). Gene Ontology annotation, biological process: barbed-end actin filament capping; positive regulation of establishment of endothelial barrier; positive regulation of adherens junction organization. The coding region runs from base 154 to 2529 and encodes 791 amino acids. Gene Ontology annotation, molecular function: actin filament binding. The record is from RefSeq and is a predicted model, not a curated record. Gene Ontology annotation, cellular component: postsynaptic density; adherens junction; focal adhesion. NCBI's taxonomy places the organism in Eukaryota, Metazoa, Chordata, Actinopteri, Cyprinodontiformes, Poeciliidae. The transcript has 18 exons.